Salvia hispanica is the source of this 823-nucleotide messenger RNA. NCBI's taxonomy places the organism in Eukaryota, Viridiplantae, Streptophyta, Magnoliopsida, Lamiales, Lamiaceae. The record is from RefSeq and is a predicted model, not a curated record.
ACUCGUGGAGGAGAAUACUGUUAUGGUUGUGAAGAUCGGUUUAGCAGCGGAGAGCAAGCUUAUGGAUGCAGCAUCUGGGGUUGUAACUACUCAAAGUUAUUACACGAAGAAUGUGCAACGAUGGCGAGAGUGAUACGACAUCCAUCGCACCACCCUCAACACAUACUCGUUCAACAACACAAUCGGUAUAAAUCUCGCUGUGAAAGGAUUAUUUGGACCAUUGGUUACAACUGUACAUGCCUAAUAUGUAAGUUCAAUAUGCACUUGAGAUGCUCGCAAAUUUGUGGCGUGAUCAAUGCAGAAGCAGACGAUGGAGUUGAGCAAAUAUGCGACAUUAUACGCCAUCCAAGUCAUCCGGACCACGACAUGAAGUUGUUGAGAAGAAGGUGUUCCUUCAAGUGCGAUGCCUGUGGAACCACGCGCAAGGGGAGUUCCUACACAUGCACCGCAGAUGCUUGCCAGUAUUGGAUCCAUGAGAGAUGUGCUUCUUUGCCUCAAAGCUUGGAAAGACAAGACCAUCAUCACCCUCUUUCUCUCUCUUUUCAUGUCCCACUUGAGUAUAUCAGAUUUGACUACAGAUGUGAUGUAUGCAGCAGAAUUCUGCUGCCCAAAAGUUGGAUAUAUCAUUGUCGAAUUUGUAGAUAUAUUGUCCACAUCAAGUGUGCCUUCAACAAGCCGCCUCCUCGCAUCAUUGAGAAUGUGCUACUGCUAGCCAAAAUAUCGGAAAAGACGUGAUCCAUCUUCCAACAAAUGAGGUGGCCGAGGAGCUAAUUACACCUUUUGUGAUUAGACAAACCGGAGGAGGAGGUGGAACAUUGAUGCU